AUGAACGAAGCACUGGAUACAAUUAUCCUUAAUUCAUUCCGCAUUUCACUUGCUAUAGCUCUCAUCAUCAUUAUCUACAAAAGGGCUUCAGCAGUACAAACAAUCAAUCCAGACUUGAAAAAGUUGAUACACAGAUAUUUUUCUUGCUACAUUGCAUUAUUCUUAGCCGCAUUCAUUCAAAUGCCAUACAGAUGCCAUCUUCUUCUCAACAAAGGUCUUACACAUGCACAAAUAUCAGAAAUUUUCGGAAUUGCAAAUAUUUUCGUCGCAUUAUGGAAUUUAUUUAUGCCAAUUGCUCUUAAAAAGCUUGGACACGCAAAUUUAUGCAUUAUCGUUGCAUUAUCAUACUUCUUUAAUGCAGGAAUUCUUGCUUUUGGAUCACAAUUCACUCAUUUUGCAAUUGCCGGAUGUUUACAAGGUCUUACAAUGCCAACAGCCAUGAUGGCUCUCAUGGACUACUGGAUGACCGAAGAAUUACUUCUUCCUCAAAAUUCGAACGCAAAUUACAUAUUUAACGAGCAGAGAGUCGCAAUGUCUCUGUUCAUGUCAUCAUCCUCAUCAAUGAUAAGCAAUGCUGUUGCUCACAAUUGGGGUGUAGAAGCGAUUUUUUCGUUUACUUUGUCUAUUCCAUUGGCUUCCAUUAUUUUACUUGUCUCAUUGCUCCAUGUUAAAGAGAAACCAGAAGAAAAGUCAAUUGGUGGUGAUUUUUCGAAAUUAAAGCUUUGGUUGACCGAAUCUCCAAAAAAUAUAAUUAUAAUUUUCACAGAAAUCGCAUUUGCGUCAUCAAUCAUAUCGUCAUACAUCAUAUGUCGGCGUUUCUAUUCACUCCUACUUACAAACCAUCAAUGGGAUACGUACAAGGCGUUUACGGAGUUUUCGACAUAA
Molecule: messenger RNA, 885 nt
Organism: Trichomonas vaginalis G3
Lineage: Eukaryota; Parabasalia; Trichomonadida; Trichomonadidae
Product: SAM (S-adenosyl methionine) transporter family
Exons: 1
Coding region: 1-885 (294 amino acids)
Biological process (GO): molybdate ion transport
Cellular component (GO): membrane
Molecular function (GO): molybdate ion transmembrane transporter activity
Source: RefSeq, a predicted model, not a curated record